Lycium barbarum (goji berry) is the source of this 678-nucleotide messenger RNA. RefSeq names its product MICOS complex subunit MIC10-like. NCBI's taxonomy places the organism in Eukaryota, Viridiplantae, Streptophyta, Magnoliopsida, Solanales, Solanaceae. The record is from RefSeq and is a predicted model, not a curated record. Bases 98 to 394 code for a protein of 98 amino acids. The transcript has 3 exons. Gene Ontology annotation, cellular component: MICOS complex; mitochondrial inner membrane; mitochondrion.
UCCAGAAAGAAGCGUGGAGUAGAGACAGAAAAGGAAACCCUGGGCCAUUAAUCAAAGAUCGAACGAGAAGUAACCCUAGAGAAAGUUGAUUUUGGCAAUGGGUGAAGAGAAUAAUAAGCAACAAGUUGUAGGAUCAGAAUACAAUUUGGAUGCAAAAUGGGAUGCUUGUCUUGAUUUGGGUGUUCGUCGUUUCGCUUACUUUUCCUUAAUCGGUGGUUUUGCCGGUCUUCUCCUUUUCCGAAGUCCCGUGACACGCUGGGCAUCCACAGCAUUUGGUGCUGGGACAGGUAUAGGAUCCGCAUACACAGAAUGCUCUCAGAUAUUUGGUGGAUAUCCUGGAAAAUCAACUGCUAGUGUUUCUGAGACUCCUAUUACCAAGGAUGGGGAGGAAUGAAGCAACCCUUUCACUAGUACCACCGAUCAAAUUUUUCUUUAGCUGAUGAGAUUGUUGUUUCCUGUGGCUUUUUGCCCUUUGUUAAGCCAAUAUUGUUUUGUAUGACUUGAUCUUCAGAGCAAUCUAUCGCUCAUUUGUUUUAUUUUACUUUGUAACUGUUACUAUCAAAAUGGAAUUAGCUAGCCAAAGGAAAGAAGAAUAAUUGCUUUAGCUGCAUCUUCUUGUGUUGUGUUCACUCCUUUGCUGAUGAAAGUAUUUUGUGCCCUCUGGGCUAUGAAGUACUA